This is a messenger RNA of Opisthorchis viverrini, 327 nucleotides long. RefSeq lists its product as hypothetical. The transcript is spliced from 2 exons. Lineage: Eukaryota; Metazoa; Platyhelminthes; Trematoda; Opisthorchiida; Opisthorchiidae. The coding region runs from base 1 to 327 and encodes 108 amino acids. The record is from RefSeq and is a predicted model, not a curated record.
AUGUUCAUCAUCGACAGCAUGACAUCAGUGUUCAACACCGAUGCUUCACUGCCGUACAACCAUGACUUAUUUGAAAGCCUUAUUGUAAAGAAAAGAGUAAAGGACACCGGGGUUUUGAAAACCAUCCAGUGUUCGCUUCAUUAUUUCAUCGGUGACGAAGUCGAACAAAAAUGGGGAGAGUGGACAUCCUUAUCUGACACCACUUUUUGUAGGGAAGCUUUUGGAGAGCUCAACAUACACCCUCACCCGCCAGAAGUAUUGGCCACCUCUCUGUUUAUUUCGGAUGUUAGUACUGCACAAAACAGCCUGCAGUCGGUACAUAGCUGA